Bursaphelenchus xylophilus (pine wood nematode) is the source of this 312-nucleotide messenger RNA. The record is from the annotation of a GenBank genome assembly. Lineage: Eukaryota; Metazoa; Nematoda; Chromadorea; Rhabditida; Aphelenchoididae.
AUGUCGCUUCCUCUAGUCGUCUCAAUUGAAUUUUGUCAUUAUUCAGAUAGUGAAGAAGAACCGAGUUUUGCGCUGGCCCUAGCUGAAAAUGAUUAUUACAUGAUAAUGGCUCAUGACUCGGCGCGCUCUCUGUUAGAAGAGGUUGAAAUCGGAAACAGAAUCGUUCUUUCAGGGUUCAUUAACCGCGGAAAAAUGGAUGGUCUUCAUUAUCUUUCACUGCUGGCUACCUCUUCCAUCAAGGUGUUGUCCCCCAGAUGUCCCUGUUGUAAGCUACAAGAGAUGCAUCUAGACGAAGAUGAUGACGACUACUGA